AUGUGCGUCACGUUCACCAAAGCCCUGGACGUCCCGAGCGCGGGGCUGGACCGGCAGGAGCACCAGGCGUUACUCCGCGCGUGUCUGCACGACGGGCGAGAUUACAUAGGGAACGUGGUGACGAUCCCGGGGCGGAAGACGCUCGACGCGGGGGUGCCGUCGUGGCGAUUCGGAGAGACGGGACCGAACGGCAAACCCGUCGCGCCCCCCGACGCGUUUCAUCUGCUCAUGCGUUCGGACCGGAAGAAGAACGCGAACGUUCGCGGCGGCGCCGCGGACGUGAUGCUGCACGUGGAGCUGAACGUCGUCCCCGCCGCGGGCGCGGACGACGAGGUGGAGAACGACGAGGCGAGAGCCGCGAGCGCCGCCGGAUUCGACGCGGUUGACGAGUUGGCGGCGAAGCGACGAUCCGCCGUCGUGGAUGAAAUCUGCGUCGCGUGGGGCCGCGUGCCCUGGCCGGACGACCUGAGAGAGGGGUCGAGCUUCGUGGACGUGCCGCUCCUCGGCGCGGACGUUCACGCGCCGAUGCGAUUGGAGCAGUCCGCGGCGGCGGGACGCGCCGCGGCGUCGAUGUGGCGAAGGCAGACGGCGACGGGGAAGAAGCUUCAACGCGGGCCGACGUUGUGCGUCAAGGCGCAGAUGCUCAACUUUAAGCAGUCCGAGCUCGCGAACAAGCUCCCGAGGGAGAUUUUGUGCCCGUGCGCGAUGGUCCCGGUGCUCGCGACGUACCGAGAGAUCGCCGCGGUGGAGGCGUUGCACGCGGCGCGCGAGCUGUAUUCGAACUCGUGCUCGCCAUCGCUGCGGUUACUCCCGACGCUCUUCGCGGACGACAUGAUCCGCGACGAGUUCAUGGAGGUGUGGCGGCGGAUGAGCGCGCGUUGGUCCCCCGCGCAGCUUCGCGAGCCUCAGGCGCGUUCUAUCUCACACUGGUCCCCAUACGACCGCGUCGGCGUGGUGAACGCCCGCCGAAGAGACGUCCUGGAGGGUCUGUGCCUCAAGUUUUGGCCGCUGUUGCACUCGCACGCGAUGCCGAAGGUGCCCACGGCGGGCAACUACAGCGCGAGUUUACACCGAAGACGCGUCGUGAAGGGGUACGCGGAUCAGCAUCCGGUGACGGCGAUGAGUCGCGCCGCGGACGAGUGGCUGCACCGGCCGUUCGACGUCGCGGAGCUCGCGCAUAACUUCUCCGACCUCGGCGAGGCGUACGUGUGA
Molecule: messenger RNA, 1212 nt
Organism: Micromonas pusilla CCMP1545
Lineage: Eukaryota; Viridiplantae; Chlorophyta; Mamiellophyceae; Mamiellales; Mamiellaceae
Exons: 2
Coding region: 1-1212 (403 amino acids)
Source: RefSeq, a predicted model, not a curated record